Penicillium roqueforti is the source of this 549-nucleotide messenger RNA. RefSeq lists its product as uncharacterized. The transcript has 3 exons. The record is from RefSeq and is a predicted model, not a curated record. NCBI's taxonomy places the organism in Eukaryota, Fungi, Ascomycota, Eurotiomycetes, Eurotiales, Aspergillaceae. Gene Ontology annotation, biological process: mitochondrial respiratory chain complex I assembly. The coding region runs from base 1 to 549 and encodes 182 amino acids. Gene Ontology annotation, cellular component: membrane.
AUGGUUAACAGCUUGUGGUUCAAAUGGAAGAAGCUUCGCCUGCCCUGGCGAAAAUCCUUCUUGGUCGGUGAGGAUCUCGCUGGAAAUACCUUCUGGGAGUUCAAGGAUGUGUUGAAUGCAUCUCGGUUCCGACGCAUUGUUCGAUUCGAUCCCAAAACUCAUUUGAGUGAUGUUCAAGUGACACCGCAAUGGUACCAAUGGUUGCGACAUGUCCGAGAACACCCCCCGAGCAUCCAGGAGCAGCAACAAGAUCUUGUCCGACAGGCGCAAAUCAAACAACUCGCUCGACUCGCCGAUGAACGCUGGGCCAGCAAACCCUCCGUCCUCGAUAAGCCCAAGAAUCAUCAACAACCACCAACGACCCAGAUCAACGAGGCGAAUUUGAAUCAGCCCGCUAACGCUGCUCCCGCACAAACAGUACCGGCUUCAACCACAUCCGAACCCGUACCGAAGACACAAAAGGUGGAGAACCCAUGGGGCAAGGCCAACAAAACCAACCCAGGUGAGGAGUGGCAACCUGAAGCGUGGACUCCUAGUUCCAAGCGGUGA